Messenger RNA from Scylla paramamosain (green mud crab), 3691 nucleotides. It is a transcript of the gene Ars2, whose product is annotated as serrate RNA effector molecule homolog. The record is from RefSeq and is a predicted model, not a curated record. Gene Ontology annotation, molecular function: nucleic acid binding. Gene Ontology annotation, cellular component: nuclear body. Lineage: Eukaryota; Metazoa; Arthropoda; Malacostraca; Decapoda; Portunidae. Gene Ontology annotation, biological process: mRNA processing; primary miRNA processing.
CUAUGGCAGUGACCGAAGAGUGGCGGCCAUCUUUGUUGACAGCGGAGUGGGGAGGACGCCGGGAAAAAGAACCUUAAACUUUUACAAUUUUACCUUCACCUGAGGUUCUCCCCGGACAGCUGGCGGUUCUAAUUAGUGCACAGAGUAAUGGGUGACAGUGAUGACGAGUUUGAGAGGAGGCGGCGCGACAAAUUCCGUGGAGAGCGCUCGGACUACAGUGGAGGCGGAAGAGAUAGACGAGAGGACGGGCGGAGGAGCGGCAGGGACGACUGGGGUGACAGGAGCCGAGACGGAUGGGGUCGUGAGAGGGGGUCGUCCCGGAGAGAAUAUGGCCGCGAUUAUGGGGGGGGGCGUACCAGGGACAGGUACUCCCCAUCUCGGCAUGACCUCAGCCCCCCAGUGAAGAGGGUCAGGCAGGACUGGGAUGACAGGAGGUAUGGAGCCUAUGGGGGCGGGGCAGCUCCACCCUCCUAUGGUGCUUAUGCCGCCACUUACGGACAAGACUAUGCACACCCCACAGGCCACGGGGCAGCCGCAGGGAGACUGGACGAGCUUGGCCCCACGCAGCCCCCAAUGAUGAAUUUCAAGGCGUUCAUGGAGCAAUGUGAUGACUCCAUAACAGAGGAGGAGGCGUUGAGGAAGUAUUCAGAUUACAAGCUUGAAUUUAAACGACAACAGCUCAACGAGUUCUUCAUCAACCACAAGGAGGAAGAGUGGUUCAAGGCUAAAUAUCACCCAGAGGAGUGUGUGAAGAGGAAGGAGGAGCAACUGGCUAACUUGAAGCGGCGAAUGUCCACAUUUUCCGAGCUGUACCACGCUGGCCGUCUUGAAACCAUCUCAGUUGACGCCGACCAAUCAGAUCUCUUGUUGAAGCUCCUGGAUUCUGUCGUCAUUAAACUGGAGGGCGGCACCGACCUUGACCUCCAAGUGCUAGACCAGGUGGUGGAAGAGGAGCCCCCAAGCCCCCCAGCCACCCCCGGAGCCCUGGAUGGUGGGGGAGAGGCAGGGGAGGGUGGAACUGCAGGCGAUCAAGAGCAGAAAUUAUUCGUCUUGGGUGAAGACUCCGACGAGGGGGGCGACAACGAGGGGGAGGGGGAGAAGGACCCAGACAGCCCCCUCAAAAUGGACAUGAGCAAUGAACAAAAAGAAUUACAGAAAAAAGCAAAAGAAUAUUUAAAGCAGAAGGGAAGUGACGCAGCAGGGGAAGAACACAAGAGGAAGAGGUCUGACUUCUCCUCUUCCUCCUCCUCCUCUUCCUCCUCCUCUGACUCAGGAGAGGAGGGGAUGGAGGGAGACUUCUCCGAGCCCCCCCCUGGCAUGGAGGGAGGAGGUCUGGAUGGAGAGAAGAAGGAGGAAGAGGAGGGGGAGGAAAAGAAGGAGGAGGAGGAGGAGGAAGAGCAGGAAGAGAACAAGAAAGAAAAUGGGAUUGAAGAUGCCGCGAAAGAAAACGGGGAACCAAUGGAGGAAGAUGGAGGAAACAAGGAAGGAAGCGAAGGAGGAGCAGGAGGAGGAGGAGAGGAGGAGAAGGACAAGGAAGAGGGUGGAGUGAAGGAGGGGGAGGAGGAUGAAGAUGUGGAAUUGAGGCCCAGAGCUCUCCACAAAACGGCUUCCAUUUUUCUCCGCAAUCUUGCUCCGACAAUUACUAAACAAGAAGUGGAGGCCAUGUGUCGAAGGUACAAUGGAUUCUUGAGGGCGGCCAUUGCUGACCCCCAACCAGAGCGCCGCUGGUUCAGGAGGGGGUGGGUGACCUUUAAACGACACGUAAACAUCAAGGACAUCUGCUGGAACCUCAAUAAUAUUCGGCUGCGGGACUGCGAGCUGGGGGCCAUCGUCAACAGGGACCUGAGCCGCAGAAUCCGAACUGUUAACGGUAUCACCUCCCAUCGUUCGGUCGUUAGGGCUGACAUCAAAUUGGCCGCGAAAAUUAUACAGAACCUGGACUCUCGAUGGGGCCUUUGGGCGGAGGAGCCUCCUGCAGUCCUGGAGAACCCGCUGCUAAGUCUGACCUCCUCGUCGAACCCCGUGCUGCGUAACAUCACUGACUACCUGAUAGAGGAGGCCAGCGCGGAGGAGGAGGAGCUGCUGGGGGCCAAUAGUGGUGGUGGCGGUGGCUCGGAGGAGAAGUGCGAGGGGGAGGCCAUCGAGAGGGACCCUAGUUUGAUUAAGGUGCUGGACAGACUGCUCCUGUACCUGCGCAUCAUCCACUCCGUUGACUACUACAACCACUCCGAGUACCCUAACGAGGACGAGAUGCCAAACAGGUGUGGCAUCAUGCACGCCCGCGGUAUCCCCCCGUCCUCCAAGGUCACGUCCCAGGAGGUUCAGGACUACUGCAGGGCCUUCGAGAACAAGAUAGGCUCGUUCUUGCAGCCCCUCACGAGACUCACUGACGACGAGGCGAAGAAGCUGGGUCUGAAGGAGGCGGAGGAGGAGGUGGAGAAGUUCGUACAGUCCAACACACAGGAGGUUGCGAAAGACAAGUGGCAGUGUCCGCUGUGUGGCAAGAAAUUCAAGGGCGCGGAAUACGUACACAAGCACAUACUGGUCAAACACGCCGAGAAGGUCAAGGAGGUGAAGAAGGAGGUGGACUACUUUAACAACUACCUGCGUGACCCCAAACGACCCCAGCUGCCUGAGUACCCUGGUAACAAACAUGGAGGUCGCAAGGAGGACAGACCCGACCCCUAUGUGGCGACCUACCCGCAGCACGUCCCUGAUAAUAGGUACACCGGGUAUGGGGGGAGUUACGGGAGGCAGUACCCAGCCCACACCUACGGCAGUUACUCAGGAACAUACCCUAAAGACUACUAUGGUGCCAGGGGGGACCCAUACGCCAGGGAGUCCUACCCCCGCCCCAGGGUCACCUAUCGCUCCAGGGUUGGUUACAGGGACCUUGAUGCCCCCAAGGAGGACUACUAGGACCCCCUCCCCUCCCUGCACCACCACCACCACCACCACCAUCGGGUCAGGUCACGCCCUUUCAUGACCUCCCGCCCCAUCCAAGACCGCUGCUGAACUUAUUUUGGGGUGUUUUUUUGAUUUUUUAGUCUCUCUCUCUCUCUCUCUCUCUCUCUCUCUCUCUCUCUCUCUCUCUCUCUCUCUCUCUCUCUCUCUCUCUCUCUCUCUCUCUCUCUCUCUCUCUCUCUCUCUCUCUCUCUCUCUCUCAUUUUUUUGUCUUGUUUAUAGUUUGGAAAUUGAGAUAGAGAGAGAGAGAGAGAGAUUUUAUUUUCUGGUUAUUUGUUGGUAUUAUUAUUAUUAUUAUUAUUAUUAUUAUUAUUAUUAUUAUUAUUAUUAUUAUUACUAUUACUAUUACUAUUACUAUUACUACUCCUACUACUACUACUACUACUACAAUUUUUUACAUAACUUUUAAUCGAAGGGAACAAAAAAAACAAAACCAACAAAAAAAAAAGCAAUUAUUCGUAUUUUCACAAAGCAUUCAUACACAAGUAAUUUUUUUUUUCGAUAUUUGUGUCAAUAAAACAAAAAACAAACAAAAAAAACGAAAAAAAGAAAACGACAAAUGAAAGAAAACGUACCAUUUUUCAGUUUAAGAGAGGAGAAUGUUUGUAUGUCCGUAUGUCUGUGUGUCUAAUAUAUUUUUUUUUUCAUUUAAUAUUUUGUCAGUCUUUUCAUUAAUAUCGUGUACGGUGUGUGUGCCCUGGCCUGCUUACAAUAAAUAUGGCAUCCU